Miscanthus lutarioriparius is the source of this 2088-nucleotide messenger RNA. NCBI's taxonomy places the organism in Eukaryota, Viridiplantae, Streptophyta, Magnoliopsida, Poales, Poaceae. The record is from the annotation of a GenBank genome assembly.
AUGGAAUGCAACAGGGAUGAGGCCCAACGGGCAAAGGAUAUUGCAAAGAAGAAGUUUGAAGCGAGGGACCUGCAGGGUGCCAAGAAAUUCGCUCUCAAAGCUCAAACACUCUUUCCUGAUCUUGAAGGCAUUGCUCAGAUGGUUGCCACCUUUGAUAUCUAUCUUGCUUCGGAGGUGAAGGUUGUUGGGGACAAGGACUGGUACUCUAUCCUUUGUGUUGCCACGACAGCAGAUGACGAAACAAUCAAGAAACGGUACAGGAAGCUGGUUCUUCAGCUCCACCCUGACAAGAACAAGCAAGUCGGUGCUGAGGCUAACGCUGCUGCUGCCUCCAAACCGACAGUAAACAAGCGAACAGCAAGACCGGCAGCACCUGCCGUGCGCCCGCGCCCACCUCAACCUCCACCACCAUCUGGACCCACUCCUGCAGCUUCCUCUGCUACCCCUGCACCUGGGGCAAAACCUCCUACAUUUUGGACCUCAUGUAACAAAUGCAAGAUGAACUAUGAGUACCUUAGGGUGUAUCUGGGCCAGCAUCUUCGUUGCCCUAGCUGCCGUGAGCCGUUCCUAGCAAAAGAGGCACCAAUACCACCAACUGGGACUGUGAUACAGGAUUCAAAGAUCAGUGGUGUAAAUCAAAAUGCAAGCACUAACAGAAAUAUGCAGUGGGGUCCAUUUUCAAGGGCUGCUGGUGCAGCUAGUGCCACUGCAUCAUCUGCUGCUGCUGCUCAAGCUGCUAAUGUAGUUCAUCAGACGUAUGAAAAAGUUAGGAGGGAGAGGGAGGAGGCACAAGCAGCAGCAAGAAAGGAAGAGGCUCUUCGGCGGAAGUACAAUCCUCUAAAAAGGCAUGCGAGCAUGUCAGAUGUCUUUAAUCCUGGAACAGGUGAUGUUGCAUCUGGAAAGAAGUUGAAGACUAUGGUUAAAGAUGCUGGAGUUGGUUCUUCAUCUUUCAUACAAGGUCCUGGAGCAAAUUGUUUUAGAGUGCCCGGUGUGAAUAUAUCUUUUUCAACCAACAUUGGGGCCUAUGAGUUUCAAGGCGUCAAUGGUGGACCCAAUUGGAAACCCAGGCCUCCAAUCCACAUAAGCUUAGCCAAGGCCACCUCUCAGUUGGAUGUUAGGGGUCUUCUGCUGGGAAAAGCGAAAAGUGGGCUGAGAAACAAGCUAACAGAAAUUAAAAGUAAAACAUCUCAAGUUGCUGCUAGUGGAAAAGCGACCAAGAAACAUGUGGUUAAUGAAAAUGGAAGGGAUAAUGAAGCUCUCGCACCAGAUGAUCCUACUACCAAUAAAGAUGUUCAUGUUGAUCCAAAAGAAAUUGGUUCUAAUACUAGCUCAGAUGCUGAAAAUGAAGAUGAUGACCCCUUGUCUUAUAAUGUUCCUGAUCCUGAUUUCCAUGAUUUUGACAAGGAUCGCAGUGAGGAAUGUUUUCAAAUUGAUCAAAUUUGGGCUACAUAUGAUGACGAAGAUGGUAUGCCUCGUUAUUAUGCGUUUAUUCAGAAAAUUUUUUCCUUGAAACCAUUCAAGCUCAGAAUAAGCUAUCUCGAGUCAAGGACAAAUAGUGAAUUUGGGCCUUUGAAUUGGGUUUCUUCUGGCUUCACAAAGUCAUGUGGGCAUUUCAGGACUGGUAAAUAUGAAACAUGUGAUAUAGUCAACAUGUUUUCACACCAAAUGAAAUGGGAGAAAGGGCCGCGUGGGGUAAUCAAAAUUUAUCCACAGAAAGGUGACAUCUGGGCUAUUUAUCGGAAUUGGUCCCCUGACUGGGAUGAAGAUACUCCAGAUAAUGUGCUCCAUGCCUAUGAUGUGGUUGAGGUACUAGAUAAUUAUGAUGAAGAUCAUGGCAUCUCUGUUAUUCCUUUAGCUAAAGUUGCCGGGUUUCGAACAAUAUUUGAACGCCAUCAGGAUCUGAAUGGUACCAUGAAGAUUCCCAAAGAAGAGAUGUUUCGGUUUUCACAUCAAGUGCCUUUCUACAGGAUGUCAGGUGAAGAAGCUCCAAAUGUCCCCAAAGAUAGCUAUGAGCUUGACCCAGCUGCUAUUAGUAAGGAACUUCUUCAAGGGACCACAGAAACAGUGGAGGCAAAUGGAACUUCCUAA